UCACUACCUUUUCGUUUCAGCUGGUGCAUACGGUGUCUUACCGCGAUCCCAGUGUCCAGCUGCUAGUAAAUAUGGUAAAGGACCGCCAGCUAGUUGCACUAUGCCAUCCGAUCCCAACAAUCUGCCACCAUCUCAACUCGAGAAAUGGUUCACAAAAGACAUGUUUGAGGAUUUGUUCCCUUUCGCGAAUCUUGGUUGGGGAUCACAUCCGUGCCUACCAUACUCCUAUGAAGCGUUCGUGAUUGCUGCCAGAUAUUUUCCAAAAUUCGGAACAAGCAGUCCUAAUUCGAUUUACAACGCAACUGAAAACACCCGCAGAGAUCUGGCUGCAUUUUUCGCCCAUGCGGUACAGGAGACCGGAGAAAACAAUGUCACAUUCGAAGACUCGAGCCACCCUUCGUACGCGGCCGAUUGCUUCUAUCGUGGAGGAUUCUAUAAUUGGUUCGAAGGCGGUCCCACCAGCUCGUUCAUGGAUCAGGGUUCACCAGGCUAUAACCCUAUAGAUGGCGAGAAGUGCAUUUCAGCAGGAAGGUACUGCGCUCAAUCAGCUGAGAUCAGCUAUUUCUAUCCAUGUUCGAACGGCACGGAUGGAGACUAUUUCAAAGGAUGUUACUUUGGCCGUGGGGCCAUACAGAUUUCUUACAACUACAAUUAUGGACAGUUUAUGGAUUUUUUGAAGACGAGAAAUAUUAGCGCCAACUUACUCGAAGAACCGAACCUAAUUAUGACCAAAAUGGAUCCACCUUUGGCAAUUCUUGCCUCACUUUGGUUUUAUAUGACACCUCAGCCACCGAAACCAGCGAUGCAUGACAUAGUGAUGGGAACAUGGAACAGUGGUUCAAAAAACGCUGCUGCUGGCUAUACGGGACCCAUUUUCGGACCGACCAGUCUCAUCAUCAAUAACGAAUGCAACGGAGAGGAUUUGCAAGAACCAGGAGGUCCAGGAGAAUCACGACGUAUAAAAGCUUUCAAAUGGUUCUGUACAUAUUUUGGCGUGCCAGCGGGAGCAGAUAAAUUGCUCAGUUGUAAAGAUAUGCCAGUGAAACUGGAUGAACUACGUUAUAACUACAGCUAUCAGCCAGAUUGGGCCACUACGUGGAUGGAGCGACCAUGCAAUUGUGCGCCCGCAGCGUACGGAGGAUUGAUACCGUACUUCGACGCUGCGUAUUAUCCUGAAGAAUUCGUGGCAAUGAACGAGAAAAAUCGGCUGAGAUGUGUGGCCAGCGUUUAUGCAAAUCCGUCCAUGUACAGUUUAAACAGCAAUACCUCUCCUUGUCUCAAUCACUGA
Molecule: messenger RNA, 1288 nt
Organism: Haemonchus placei
Lineage: Eukaryota; Metazoa; Nematoda; Chromadorea; Rhabditida; Trichostrongylidae
Source: the annotation of a GenBank genome assembly